AUCCCACCGAAAGAGUUGUUCUUAAUCUUCCUAAUAAUAAUUAAUAACUCAUUCUGAGUGGUAUUUGUUCUUGUUUAGUGUAUAGUUAAUUGAUUAACGUCACCAUGGAUGAAGAAUAUGAUGCUAUUGUGUUAGGCACAGGAUUAAAAGAGUGUAUUUUAAGUGGUAUGCUAUCAGUUUCAGGCAAAAAAGUAUUACAUGUUGAUCGCAACAAAUAUUACGGCGGGGAGUCGGCUUCCAUCUGUCCGCUAGAAGAACUUUUUUCAAAAUUUGGUGCUCCACCACCGGAUGAGUCUUACGGAAGGGGCCGCGAUUGGAACGUUGACCUAAUCCCCAAAUUCUUAAUGGCCAACGGACUUUUAGUAAAACUGCUUAUUCAUACAGGCGUCACACGUUAUCUUGAAUUCAAAUCUGUAGAGGGAAGCUACGUUUAUAAGGGAGGAAAAAUAUCAAAGGUUCCGGUUGAUCAAAAAGAAGCACUGGCAUCUGACUUGAUGGGAAUGUUUGAAAAACGACGUUUUAGAAAUUUCUUGAUCUAUGUUCAAGAUUUUUCGGACGCUGAUCCAAAAACAUGGAAAGAUUUUGACCCUAACACACAAAAUAUGCAAGCACUUUAUGACAAAUUUGGUUUGGAGAAAAGUACUCAAGACUUCACUGGUCAUGCUUUAGCACUUUACAGGAAUGAUGAUUAUCUAAAUGACCCUGCUGUAAAUACCAUUAAAAGGAUCAAACUUUAUUCUGACUCUCUUGCACGCUAUGGAAAAUCUCCUUACUUGUAUCCAAUGUAUGGCUUAGGAGAAUUACCACAAGGUUUUGCUAGAUUGUCAGCGAUCUAUGGGGGUACAUACAUGUUAGAUAAGCCGAUUGAUGAAAUAGUAAUAGGUGAAGGGGGUAAGGUAGCGGGAGUUCGUUCAGGAACCGAAGUGGCGAAAUGUAAACAGGUUUAUUGUGAUCCCAGUUACGUGCCAGAUAGGGUACGUAAAAGUGGCCAGGUGAUCAGGUGCAUUUGCCUCCUGGAUCAUCCCAUAGCCAACACCAAAGAUGCCCUUUCCACCCAAAUAAUCAUUCCUCAAAAACAAGUGGGUCGUAAUUCAGAUAUUUAUGUAUCUCUUGUAAGUUACACCCACCAAGUGGCAGCCAAAGGGUGGUUUAUAGCCAUGGUCUCAACCACUGUAGAAACCGAGAAUCCUGAAAACGAAAUCAAACCAGGAUUGGAUUUGUUGGGCUCCAUAAGACAAAAAUUCGUCUCCAUUUCCGAUUAUUACGUACCUACUGAUAAUGGACUCGACUCUCAAAUAUUCAUAUCUGAAUCGUUCGAUGCAACAACGCAUUUUGAAACGACCUGUUUAGACGUAUUGGACAUAUUCAAAAGAGGUACCGGCGAAGAAUUCGACUUUUCGAAAAUCAAGCACGAACUAGGCGACGAAGAAUAAUCGAUCGAUCUACUGACGGUGCUAAUUUGUUCUUAGUUAUUAUUAUCAUCGUGAUUUUAUCAUAAUACAUGCAAAUUAUUACAACAUACUAGAUUAUGAUUACUAUUGAUUAUUAUACGAUAUAAAUGAAAAAAUUAUAUGAAACGAAAGAUGUGCGUAAUCUGCUGUCGUAGUAAUUUAUGAGUAAAUGGCAUUUUCCAAAUGUAUGUUUAUACAAUACAUCCAUAUAACUCUUUCAGAUAUAAUGCAAUCCUGUAGUUUGUUGGGAUUUAUGUUUAAUAUAAAUAAUUACAAUUAAAUAUAAACGUUGCGCCACCGAAUUUAAUUUAGUAAAAUUUUCUUAAGGUGCUGUGUUAUAAGUGGACUUUUUUUUUAUUUUAUUACCGAUAUUCUUUAUUUUUUUGCACCAUAUAAGCCCCACUACUAUUACCAUAAGUACAUAAAAUAAAUCGAGCUUAAAGGUUUGCCCUUGGCGUUGUACGCUACAGGGCUUUGCAUUUAUCCAAAUUGAAAAAGAAACGAAAUUAAUGAAAAACCAAAGUUUGAAUAUUUCCGAUAAUAGUUUUAAAGUUGAUUUACCACUCAAUAAACCUCAAAAAUAGAUUUAAUUACAUGUAAGCUUUAUUUGUUUUUUUUUGAGAUGUUAAAAAUAGUCUGCUUGCAGGUUGUUAUAAUAUUGUAAUAUUAAUGAUUAAUAAGGAGAAAUAGAACAAGUAAAUUGUAGCAACUAAUCGUUAAAUAGUAAAUUUUCAGAUACGAAUUGAUAAUAAGAAAAGAAUUGUAUGUAUUGCGAAUGUAUUUUUAGUUAUCCAAAAGUCUUUUUUUAUUAUUAAUAUCUAUUUUAAAGAAUGAGGGAGGUACCGAUGUAUUUGUCUUUUUUUAUAUACGAAUAAAUGAACAAAUAAGAGGAAAAACCUAUAAUUGUAUGUCACUGGCUUUGCAUUCCAAGCUAAGAUAGAAAUAAGAACACAAAAAUGUCUAUAGUUAAAUGCUUAUCUGCAUGGUGAUCUUAAUAUCGUCUAGAGGACUUUUUCUUGUGAUUUUUAGUUAGUUUUACUUAUUUUUUUUUUCUUAUGAAGGGCGUCUAUAUGCACAUGUCUCUCCUCGGUGAUGGUAUUAAGGUUUUACCGAUAUUUAAAACAAUUGUCGUGAAUCUGGGAUAAAAAUAAAAGCUUCGUAAAUA
Molecule: messenger RNA, 2616 nt
Organism: Agrilus planipennis (emerald ash borer)
Lineage: Eukaryota; Metazoa; Arthropoda; Insecta; Coleoptera; Buprestidae
Gene: Gdi
Product: rab GDP dissociation inhibitor alpha
Exons: 3
Coding region: 105-1433 (442 amino acids)
Biological process (GO): protein transport; small GTPase-mediated signal transduction; vesicle-mediated transport
Cellular component (GO): cytoplasm
Molecular function (GO): Rab GDP-dissociation inhibitor activity
Source: RefSeq, a predicted model, not a curated record